AUGGACGAUCCUUUGUUUUACAUCACCGCGAAUUCGUUGCAAAAGAGAGACGCAAUGGAUAUAGUGGAAGAGCGGAGAGACUUCUUGAAGUGGACGUCUGGAGAACGGGUACUGGACAUCGGCUGCGGUCCAGGGGAUGUAACAGUCAACGUCCUCUUUCCAAUCCUCCCGGAAGAUGCAACACUGGUGGGUUGCGACAUCUCAGAAGAAAUGAUUACAUAUUGCAAUAAGUUUAUAAAUAAUGACAGAAUUAGUUUCAAAACGCAGAACAUCGAGGAUAAAGACAUUGCUGAAAUCUUGGAGUUGGAAUCUUUUAACAAAAUAUUUUCAUUUAAUUGUUUACAUUGGAUAAAAGACCACAGACAAGCCAUGGAGAACAUGUUCUCCUUGUUGAAACCUGGUGGUGAAAUUUUGCUGAUGUUUGUUACUCCGAAUAAUCCAGUAUUGGUAAUGUUUUAUAAGUUGAACGCUUCAGAUAAAUGGAGCAAAUAUAUUAAGAAGAGACAGUGGUUUUACAAGGCUGAUGAUCCUCCUUCAUUUUUUCAUCAAAUUCUAGAAGAUGUUGGCUUUCAUAAUAUCAACUGUUACUUACAAAAAAGAAGCCGUCGUUAUCCUUCUUUAGAAGCCCUAUCUGAUUUUCUGAAGCCUAUAAACCCAUACCUGCAAUAUAUCCCAGACGAAUUAAAGUCAGAAUACAGACAAGACUUGAUAGAUAUCUGUAAACGAGAAGGAGUCGUUAAAUUUGAUGCAGUGACUGAAGAGCUUAUACUUGAAUAUCAUUCAAUCGUUGCUAUUGCCCACAAACCUAAUAAGCAAUUUAAACUUGAAAAUUUUAUGAUUUAG
Messenger RNA from Nezara viridula (southern green stink bug), 843 nucleotides. Lineage: Eukaryota; Metazoa; Arthropoda; Insecta; Hemiptera; Pentatomidae. The record is from the annotation of a GenBank genome assembly.